This is a messenger RNA of Pseudoliparis swirei, 525 nucleotides long. RefSeq names its product olfactory receptor 4C45-like. Gene Ontology annotation, biological process: G protein-coupled receptor signaling pathway. Gene Ontology annotation, cellular component: membrane. Lineage: Eukaryota; Metazoa; Chordata; Actinopteri; Perciformes; Liparidae. The record is from RefSeq and is a predicted model, not a curated record. Gene Ontology annotation, molecular function: G protein-coupled receptor activity; olfactory receptor activity. Bases 1 to 525 code for a protein of 174 amino acids. The transcript has a single exon.
AUGGACAACACAACAGCACUAACAUUCACAAUGACUGCAUACACGGCCAUGGGAAACUACAAAAAUGGGCUCUUCACUGUGUUCCUCCUGCUGUACUGUAUUAUUAUCAUUUUGAAUUCACUGCUCAUUACUGUCAUAUAUCAAAACAAAGCAUUGCAUCAACCUAUGAACCUGUUCUCGUGUAUGUUAUCCAUGAAUGAAAUUUAUGGCAGUACUUCGUUGUUCCCUGCAAUUAUGUUUGUGCUCAUGUCCGAGACGCAUGAAAUAGUUGUGAAGUGGUGUAUGGCUCAAGUGUAUUUCCUACACACAUACGCAUCUGCUGAGUUUACCAUUUUAGCUGUUAUGGGUUACGACAGAUAUGUUGCAAUCUGUUUCCCACUACAUUAUUACAGCAUUAUGUCUCAUUCAAAGAUAGGCAAGCUUGUUGCAUUAGCAGGUCUAUAUCCACUCAUUGUGUUUGGAUGUUUUUACUCACUAACUUUGCAGCUGAGCUUCAAAGUGUUUUACAUGAAAUUAAAAAGUUAA